CCUUGUUCAAUAGACUAGGCAGUUCUUUUUUAAAUUGUCUAUUUUGAGAGUUGGCUCGCUCUUGUGUUUUGCUGACGCUCAGCCACGUAUGCAGAUCAUGGAGGGCCAGCCCAUGGUGAGCUAUUCGGCAGGAUCAGUGAACUCUAUUGUCUACAAGCUCACCAAGCUAAAGGAUUGCGCCCUUGUAAUUGAAGGGUUACAAAAGGAUCUUAUGAUUCUUUUGGAGAGUUUCAGCCAAGUGGCUGUGUUGCCAAGUAAGAUGAAUUGGCAAGUCCAAGUGUGGAUGAAAAUUGUGAGGGAGUUGGUCUUCGACAUCGAGGACUGGAUCGAUCAGGUGCCGGCGAUGCCAAACACAGGGGGCCAACUACUGGAUUUAGAAGAUGAAGUGAAAAGAUUCAAGGCCCGGAUCGAGCACGCGCUGCCGUCUGAACUUCGUGAUCCUGCUUCUUUACCCGGCCACGCCCAAGUUACAGUUGAUUCACAUAUACUUUUCGAGGAGAAAACUGCCCUUGUCGGGAUGGAAGUUCCAAUGGAUGAGCUUGUCAAGCAUCUCACUGGUGAGCAUGAGAAGAGGCGGAAGGUGGUUUCCAUCCUCGGGGUGGAAGGCCUUGGUAAGACUACUCUUGCCAAGGAGGUUUAUUCAAAGAUUCAAGGGAACUUUGAGUGCCGAGCUUUUGUUACUCUUGGCCGGAGACCAUCCAUUACGGAGACUGUGCAGGAAAUACUUUGUCAAGUAAACCCCUCUGCAGAAAAGAAAAUAAACCUGAAGAUUGAUCCUAGGCGUGGAAGGGGCGCAGCCCAGGAUCUGAAAAAACUCCUCACUGAGCUUUGGAAGUACCUCGCCACAAAGAGGUAUUUCAUCUUAGUGGAUGGCUUAUGGAGCACACAGGCUUGGAAAAUUAUCAAUUCUGCUUUGCCCAACGAGAAUAAUGGAAGCAGGGUAUUGACAACAACAUGCAUCAGUGCUGUUGCUCAACAUUGUUCUGUACGUCCAAUGGAUAUCUAUCGGAUUGAGCCACUUAACGAGGAGAUGUCUGCAAGAUUAUACCUAAAAUUAACUCGGCAAAAAGAAUGGCCGGCUGAUCAUGCUGAAGUAACCAAAAACAUGUUUAAAAUGUGUGGUGGCAUGCCAUUGGCCCUAGUUCUUGCAGCUGGCUUAUUAGCAGCAAAAUGCAAAGAACUACCAGAGCCUGAGAUAUCUGUUGUUUCAUCAGUGGAGCAAUAUUCCAAAUCAGAUGGGAUUAUGAAGACACUGCAGAUGAGUUAUGAUGCUUUGUCUUUGCCUCUGAGGUCUUGCUUGUUGUACCUAAGUGUCUUUCGAGGAGGUUGCACCAUCAAGAAGGACCGUCUGAUACGAUUAUGGAUUGCUGAAAGACUUAUCCGUCGAAAAGAUGAUGAAAGAAGAGCUCAAGAAAUAAGACGUGAUGGAGGAGAAGAAACGAGAGUUGAAGGAGGUGAAAUCAUAGGAUAUGAAGAAAAUGGAGGUAAAGAAACAGGAGACGAAAAAAGCUUGUGGGAGACAGGGCAGCUCUACUUCAAAGAGCUCAUCAUCAGGAGACUGAUUCAGCCUGUGUUCAACUACAAUGAUGACCAGCCAGAGGGUUGCACCGUUCACGGUGUAAUUCUUGAUUUCAUCAAUUCUUUGUCGAGCAAAGGUAACUUUGUUACAGUUGGUGGUGCUCAUUUGAGCACAGACACGGUUCGGCGAUUCUCGCUGGACUGCUUUAACAACAAUGACGAAGACAGAGAUGCCACCUUGGCAUCAUUUGCUAUACACUUAUCUAGAGUGCGAUCGGGGGAGCCCUCAUCUCUCAUCGAGUAUGUAUGCACUAUGGGAAUACAACCAUUUAUUGCACCUUUGUUGUGCAAACCAGCUACCUUAACCGUUUUUACAACGUGAGGGAAAAAAACAGGCAAUUGUUUCCAUGAGUGCACGUCAGAGAUGAGGGCUCUGAAGAAUGUUCCAUCUUAAAACCAAUAACUGAAAGCAAUAUUCAGUACGUAGUACCAGUAUACAAAUAGUUUUUCCAAUGAUGCUGGAUUAAUCAACAAGCAAGAGAAUAUGUCCUCUCUCUUAAUUUAUAGAACAACCUGAACAGUAAGCUAUAAUAUCCUCAAGUCACGACUAACACGCACGCACUGAGCUAUCAUAAAUUCAGGACCUACUUGUGCAAUUUUUCGAUCGUUUUUGCAUGUGUCUGGCUUUGUGUUAAUUUAAUCAAGAGAAAUUUUGAUUUGGUUCAUCAACCAACAUCAGGGGAAACACAACAAAUCAUGCAUGUGAUGCAUCAGAGUUCGCUCAUAGGUGCAUCAUGCGUGAACUGAAAAACUUCUAAGCAUGGAUAAUAAAUGAUAAAACACUUUUUUUUUGUGGGA
Triticum dicoccoides is the source of this 2376-nucleotide messenger RNA. RefSeq names its product disease resistance protein RGA5-like. Gene Ontology annotation, biological process: defense response to other organism. The record is from RefSeq and is a predicted model, not a curated record. NCBI's taxonomy places the organism in Eukaryota, Viridiplantae, Streptophyta, Magnoliopsida, Poales, Poaceae. Gene Ontology annotation, molecular function: ADP binding. The coding region runs from base 89 to 1900 and encodes 603 amino acids. The transcript is spliced from 3 exons.